Cetraspora pellucida is the source of this 206-nucleotide messenger RNA. The record is from the annotation of a GenBank genome assembly. NCBI's taxonomy places the organism in Eukaryota, Fungi, Glomeromycota, Glomeromycetes, Diversisporales, Gigasporaceae.
GAAAAAAAUCGGAAAAUAUUAAAAAAGAAGUUGAUUGGAAAUAUGUUGAGGGAUUGUUCGAACACGUUUAUCAUAUUAUUGAAGAUACAAAGAAUCCAAAAUUGGGAUACAAUAACGAAAAGGAACGUAAGGCAUGGAUUAAGAAUAAAUUACAUCUCUCAAUAAAUAAUGAUUUUAAAAGUUCAACGAAAGUUCGGCACAAACAG